Helianthus annuus (common sunflower) is the source of this 555-nucleotide messenger RNA. Its product is annotated as 2S seed storage protein-like. The coding region runs from base 1 to 555 and encodes 184 amino acids. Lineage: Eukaryota; Viridiplantae; Streptophyta; Magnoliopsida; Asterales; Asteraceae. Gene Ontology annotation, molecular function: nutrient reservoir activity. The transcript has 3 exons. The record is from RefSeq and is a predicted model, not a curated record.
AUGGACCAUCAACCCAUUGCAAUAUGGUGGUACUUUAUAUAUUACACAUGCUCUCUUCACCACUUUGUAUGCCAACAGCUCCAAAACACUGAAGAGCAGUGCCAAUGUGAGGCAGUGAAGCAGGUGUUCCGAGAAGCCCAACAGCAAAUACAAAAACAGGGACCGCAGUCCAUACCCUUCCUCCAUUCGCAGCAGGCCCAACGGUUGAAGCAGAAGGCUCAGAUCCUCCCUAACGUAUGCAACCUUCAAUCAAGACGAUGUGAAAUCGGAACCAUCAUCACCACCGUUACGGAGAGCAAUAUCGAUAUCUCAUUCCGUGACAGGCCCUUUGGCACUGGAUCACAACAAUGCAGAGAAACUGAAAUCCAACGACCCGUUGGUGAAUGCCAAAUGUUCGUGGAGCAGCAAAUGCAGCAGUCUCCGAGGUCCACUAGACCAUACCAACAACGGCCAUGUAAGAAUAGAUUGUUAUCAAGGUUGCCUUCUCCAUUCACAAUAACCGGUAUAAGUAAUACAAGUGAGAUCAAUCAGGAUCUCGUAUAUGUGGAAACGUAA